Plasmodium gonderi is the source of this 1404-nucleotide messenger RNA. Its product is annotated as thioredoxin-like associated protein 1. The record is from RefSeq and is a predicted model, not a curated record. Lineage: Eukaryota; Apicomplexa; Aconoidasida; Haemosporida; Plasmodiidae. Bases 1 to 1404 code for a protein of 467 amino acids. The transcript has a single exon.
AUGCAAGGGGACCCAAGUUGGAUAGGUACCCAGGGAGAAUGGAAAAAGGGGAAAAAAUUGGUAGCUCAGAAUUGUGGAAUUUAUAUGAAUAAAAUAAAAAAUGCAGGAGUUGUAUGUAAUAGAAUAACAGAAUUAAAUAUGAACUCACGAAAAAAAAUAGCAAAUAUAAAAAGUGACAGUUCUCAAAUGAAAGAUAUAUUAUGUCAUGUGGAUUACAAAACAGUAGAAAUGAUACCUGCAAAAAGGCCACUAACAUCAUAUUCUACUUAUGAUAAUCAAAGCAAAUACUUUGAAACAAAAUUAGUACCUGACCUACAAGGCAAAAUGAGCAUAUGCGUAGGAAGAAAAAGUGGAAGUGCUACUGUUAAUAUUAACAUAGAUGAAUAUGACUUAGAAAAAACAUAUAGUACAUGGAAAAAAAAUUUCCAUAAAUCAGCACUACAUAAUAAAUCUAAUUUAGAAAAUGAUAGAUUUUUAACUGUCAAUGAAUCAGCUGAAAGGAGCGACAAAAAUCCAAAUGUUCAAAAUAGAAAUCCUCCUUAUGCAAACCCAGAUGGCCCUUUUGAAAAAGAGAAAUUAAAUAUACCAAAGCAAGCAAGGGAUCAUUUAGACAGAACAUUGACACCUCUACCAAAUGCAGACAAAGAUCCUACUUUUAAAAAAAAAAGUUGUACAGCUUAUCAAGAUUCUUUCUCUUUGCUUAGACCUUAUGGGGAUGUCCAACCAGAGGAAGUAAAAGGAGUUAAGCGCACAAAUUUUCCAUGGAUCCAUUCAAAUGGGAUGAAACAAAUUCUUACCUACAACUAUCCUUCUGGUGAUGAUCACGCUUAUGGUCUUUUUCCAUGUGCUGAGGAAGUACAUGGUUCUGCUGUACAAGUGCAUGAUUCUGCUGAGGAAGUAUAUGGUUCUGCUGAGGAAGUACAUGAUUCUGCUGAGGAAGUACAUGAUUCUGCUGUAGAAGAACAUGGUUCUGCUGAGGAAGUACAUGGUUCUACUGAUGCGCCUCGUCAUUUCGUAGCUAGCCAAAAUGGAGAUUCAGACACAUACUGUGUUCAUGCAAAUUACUCAAGGGGUAGAAGUGAGGAACACCUAGAGCAUCCUUUGAACCAAGUUGACGCAAACAACCAAUCGAAACGUUGCGACAUCCAUAGUUCCUAUAAGACCGAUGAAUUUGGAAAAAAUCUUCCCAAUUUUCAUCAACCCCAAAGGGGGAAAGCCCUCAGAAGAGAAGGAUCCCCUUCCGAGGGAGCAGAACUCAAAGAACAGUAUGACCAUAGGGAGGACCUGAAAAAUUAUGAACAUGGUCAUGCAGAAAAUUCUGGAUAUUUUGGAUAUGGAAAAAAUUGCCAGUGUGCGCAUAACAAGGUGGUCCCACUCAGCCAUUUUGGCACACCAGAUGUUUAG